GUGUCAGUGUGUAUCAGAUUAGUGAUCAGAGCUUUGUCUCGGCAUCAACACACAACACUGAUGGAUCCUGGACGUCUGCGCUCUCUGUCGCUCUUCAUAAGGGUGUUUAUGAUUUCCGCCACAGCAUCUGCUGUCAACCUCGAAGGAGAACUUAUCAAGGAUUUGAUGAGGGGCUACAACAAGCACGUCCGGCCCACGGAGAAGAGCGGGGACAUCACUCCGGUCUACAUCAAGAUGACGCUCACCAACCUCAUCUCCCUGAAUGAAAAGGAGGAGGCCUUGACCACCAGCGUCUGGAUCGAGAUGCAAUGGUGUGACUACAGGCUCAGAUGGGACCAGCCGCCCAGGUCGGCUCUGUACGGAAACAUCACCUCUGAGCUACGUAUCCCCUCCAAGAGCAUCUGGCUGCCAGACGUCAUCCUGGAGAACAACGUGGACGGACAGUUUGAGGUCGCUCUCUAUUGCAACGCACUUGUGUCUCCUAACGGCUGUGUGUACUGGCUGCCUCCUGCCAUCUACCGCAGUGCCUGUGCCAUCACUGUCAACUACUUCCCCUUCGACUGGCAGAACUGCACCAUGGUGUUCCGCUCUCAGACUUACAGCGCCAAUGAGAUUGAACUGGUGCUCAAACAGGAGGACAACCAAACGCUGGAGUGGGUGGACAUUGAUCCAGAAGCUUUCACAGAGAAUGGCGAGUGGGUCAUCAAACACAGGCCGGCCAAGAAAGUCAUCAACACUCAGUACACGAAGGACGAGCGCGAGUACCAGGAGGUGGUCUUCUUCCUCAUCAUCCAGCGAAAGCCCCUGUUCUACAUCAUCAACAUCAUUGCUCCCUGUGUGCUCUUCUCCUCGCUCUGCCUGCUCGUCUACUACUUACCUGCCAAAGCUGGCGGUCAGAAGUGCACGAUGUCUAUUGCAACUCUUCUGGGUCAGACUGUGUUCCUCCUCCUUAUCUCCAAGAAGGUUCCAGAGACUUCUAAAGCGGUGCCUCUUAUUGGAAAGUAUCUGAUGUUUGUGAUGUCAGUGACCACCAUGGUCGUGAUGAACUGUGUGAUCGUCCUCAACGUGUCCCUGAGGACGCCCAACACCCACAUAAUGACAGACAAAGUCCGAAAGAUCCUCCUCAACAUCCUGCCUCGACUGCUGAGGAUGCAGAUGCAGCCCUGGACACCGAACGACAACACCAUGGCAACCGGAAACGGCAAAACUCAGACUACAGACGUGAACCAUGUGUUCCUGGUUCCCUGCCGACGCCGCAGCUCCAUGACCCUCAUCAUCAAGGCGGAGGAAUACGUGAUGAGAACAGCUCGGUCCGAACUCAUGUUUGCCAGACUCAAAGAAAGAAACGGACUGAUGAAGUCAGUAUUAGAGAAGCUACAUGAUGGGAUGGAGGGUGGCACAGCUGAGCAGCUCGGUGCCAGCCUGGCGAACGCCUCUCCAGAGCUGAAGCAGUGUGUGGCAUCCUGCAAACAUAUCGCAGAGACUGCACGGCAGAAAAACAACUUCCAGAACGAGAAUGAGGAGUGGUUCCUGGUUGCCCGGGUGAUCGACAGAGUCUGCUUCAUCGUCAUGACGCUGGUGUUUUUCAUCGGCACUAUUGGGAUCUUCCUGAUGGGCCACUUCAACCAGCCUCCCUCCUCACCUUUCCUGGGCGAUCCAAAGAAGUAUCUCCCUCCAUUGAACAACAUCUCUGACAUGAGUGACAGUGGAAUGUGAGCAGUGAGAAAUCAAGAGAUUCCCUCGCUUUACCCAAAGUGAAAAUCUGACGACAUGUGUCAAUGAUCUUUCACUAAUGACAGAGAACGGAGAAGAUACAGCUGUUGUGUAUUUUCUGCACACUUGUCAGUUGCUUGUGUGGACCGUCAUAGAGGUGAAGUUGCACAUAACAAAAGAUCCAGGGCACCACUCCACAAUGGUGUGGACGCGGCGUUGGAUCCAUGAUGAUGCACACUGGUUUCAGUUGUAAGUUUUUGUUUAAGGUUGAAAAAUGUUUAAUUCAUUGUUGUAUAACAAAAAAAAAAAAGAAAAGUUGCUUUUUCUUGUUGUCAGCACAGUGUUUACUGCGUUUUUGCCUUUCGGGAACCCACAUGAGUGUUGAUCACACAUGUGGACAGUAAACAGCCAAAUGUUCCAAAUAGAUGCUUUUAUCAAU
This is a messenger RNA of Hippoglossus stenolepis (Pacific halibut), 2152 nucleotides long. RefSeq names its product cholinergic receptor, nicotinic, gamma (gene chrng). Lineage: Eukaryota; Metazoa; Chordata; Actinopteri; Pleuronectiformes; Pleuronectidae. The transcript has 12 exons. Gene Ontology annotation, cellular component: postsynaptic membrane; synapse; neuron projection. Gene Ontology annotation, molecular function: acetylcholine-gated monoatomic cation-selective channel activity; transmembrane signaling receptor activity. Gene Ontology annotation, biological process: chemical synaptic transmission; nervous system process; regulation of membrane potential. The record is from RefSeq and is a predicted model, not a curated record. The coding region runs from base 61 to 1716 and encodes 551 amino acids.